Molecule: messenger RNA, 1983 nt
Organism: Miscanthus lutarioriparius
Lineage: Eukaryota; Viridiplantae; Streptophyta; Magnoliopsida; Poales; Poaceae
Source: the annotation of a GenBank genome assembly
AUGGCUGUGGAUCUCUCGGGUGCUGUGCAAUGGUGGGAAGAGUGGCAGCUGCGCAUCCUUGUCCUCGGCAGCCUCUUCUUGCAGUUCGUCCUCUUCAUCGGCUCAAUGAUGCGCAACGCUCGCACCCCCAUGUUGAGGCUGUGCAUAUGGCCCGCCUACCUUGGCGCUGAUGCCCUGGCGAUAUAUGCACUCGCCACCCUCUUCAACCGCCACAAGCAGCCGCCGGCCGCCGGUGGGAGGAGCGGCGCCCUGGAGGUUCUCUGGGCGCCGGUCCUCCUCAUCCACCUUGGUGGCCAGCACACGUUUACGGCGUACAGCAUCGAGGACAACGAGCGGCACCUCGUGACCCUGGUGUCGCAGGUCACGGUUGCCCUGUACGUCUUCUGCAAGUCCUGGCCGGCCGGUGGCGACAAGAGGCUGAUGCAGGCGGCGAUCUUGCUCUUCGUCCUCGGCAUUGUCAAGUUCGCAUGUAAGCCAUGGGGUCUCAAGAUUGCAAGCAUCAACAGCGUGAUGACAUCUUCAGCUAUCUAUUCAAAAAGAAGACAAGGAAUGUUACAGGAGAUCUGUGAGUUACUCUGCCUUUCCGCUCAAACUAGGUAUGAUUCUUUUGACGAUGCGGAAGCAAUGAAAGAAGAGGAGGAGCAUGAUUUUUCGCUUGAAGAACAUGUACAGGUCACGGAGAUAGCUGAACGCAGUGAAAAGAUGGCAUUUGCCAAAGACAUCCAGAGGCUGUUUGUGGACCUGUCGGCUCCAUAUUAUCGUCGGCUAAGAAACCUUCACUCCUACAUCAGAUUCGAUAUUUUUAACAUAUAUCAUAAUUUGAUGUUCCACCUCUGGCUUGCAUUUGCUUCCCUGGAGUUCUUACCCUUGUUCCUCAGCCCUUGCAUCCUAGGAAGUUUUUUAUGCGCCACCCCGGUGACGGGAGCCGAGCAUAAUCUCAUGUCGUUCUACACUCGUCGAAGCAAACCCACCCUGUUGAUGAGAAUUUCCGCUCUCAUGGGUCUCAGCAGUUAUAUUAACAAGCAUUGGUACAUGGAGCAGGGGCCUCAAUACGAAUAUCUUCGUAUCAUAGAAUUGGUUGUCGAGCAUGUGAAACAAGGGUGGAAACUAUAUAUAUUUGGUGCUCCUAGUUACCAGAGAUUUUGCAAUCUCAGGGGGCAGUGGACGGUGAGCAGGUACAGGCUAAGCGGGCGGCAGCUGUUGUGGAGUUUGAAGGUGCCGUUUGACCGGAGUGUCCUCGUCUGGCACAUAGCCACUGAGCUCUGUGCCUACCACCCCAGGACAUCCGCCCAAGACCAAGCUGAUCUCGCUCGCUACAGCAGGGCAAUAUCCAACUACAUGAUCUACCUGCUCUUCGUUCAACCAGAGAUGCUUAUGCCUGGGACCAGGCAGGGUCUUUUCACGGCCGCCUGCGAUGAAACCGAGCUCAUGCUCAGCUAUCUCAGUGAGCCUACAUUGCCAAAUGAAGUACACGUGGCCGAGCAGAUUCUUGCCACAGCACGGUUUCCCUUGGUAUAUCCUGGGACUUUGGUUCCGGAAGCACGGGAUCUUGCCGAGGAACUGAUGGGGCUGCUGGACGACGAAGAGGAGAGGUGGAAGGUGAUCCAGGGCGUGUGGGUGGAGAUGCUCUGCUGCUCCGCGCCAGCAGGUGCAGGGGCUACUUACACGCCAAGAGCAUGGGUGAAAGCCUGGAGUUCCUCACCUUGGUCUGGCUCCUCCUGUCACGGAUGGGGAUGGAGACCUUCGCCGACAAGUUCCAGAGGCCCGGGCCUAGCCAAGGAGAAGAUGAUAUCGUCACAGGCUCUUGUAACUGGAGCAACUCAGCAAUCUAAGAUCGUGCCGUACCUGCUGGUGAACCCACCUGUGCCUGUCCACCUCUUACCCUUAUGCAGUUCGAUAGCCAGCCUUGCUGCGAGGCUUAAUAAAGAGCAAAACCAUGGCUAUCAACCUGGGACGACUAUCACAGUCUCACAGAUAAGCUGA